CUAUAGGGCUGAAAGACACACAGGACUCUUCAUGGAUAUAGUUGAUACAUUUAACCAUUUAAUUCCUACUGAACACUUAGAUGAUGCCCUAUUUCUAGGAUCCAACCUGGAGAAUGAAGUCUGUGAGGACUUUAGUACAAGUCAGAAUGUCUUAGAGGAUUCGCUGAAGAACAUGCUCAGCGAUAAGGAUCCUAUGCUAGGAUCUGCAAGUGCCCAGUUCUGUUUGCCUGUUUUGGAUAGCAAUGAUCCCAAUUUCCAGAUGCCUUGUUCAACAGGGACCAGGAUUCAUUAAUCACACAUAGGAUCUUGGGAUAGGAGAGGCUACCAUUGCAGAACCAGACUUAGAGAAGGUGAGGAGAAUGGCUGGUACAGUGGCCUGACUGCCUCUUAGGAAACCUAUUUUCAAGAGCAACCUCUGGGAUCCUUCUCAGUUAUUUGUCUUGAUGAUAUUAUGGAUGAAGAAGGAGUUAAAGAGAGUGGUAAUGAUGCUAUUGAUGAAGAUGAGUUAACUGUACCCAGCCGGAAUUUGAGGAGCCGUUUGGAAGAAACGUCAGUUGCAUCACCCAGGAAAUCACCACGUUUAAUGGCACAAGAGCCAGUCCGGAGUUUGCGACAGAGCACAUUGGCCAAGCGUUCAAAUAUUGCACCUGUAGCUAGUACCAAGAAAUCAUCUGUAAAAAGCGGAUCUGCCACCAAAACAGGACAGAAACAGCAAGACAAAAGUCCUGCUAAAGAGGCAGAUGUUGCCACACCCCUGAAAGUGGAACAGCCUAAAGAAGUUAGGCGUAGUACAAGGCGAUCAGGACAAGCGGAAGGAACAGUAGCAGCUUCCCAGAGUACAAAAAGUAUUCCUGGUCCUGAAGAAGUAAAUGAAGUGAAGUCGGAAUCCCUUGAGCAGGCAAAAGUUGAGGAAACAUCCCAAGAGUUAAGUUCUAAUUCUGCAGGAGAUUGUAAUCUUCCUAAAGAAACAAAAGACAUAUCAGAGAUUGCUGCAAAGGCUGAGUCUGGGAAUGUUGAUUCAGUUUGUCCCGCAGAUACUGAAAUUUCUGCACUUAAUGAUGAAGUAAAUGAUGUGAAUGAUUCAAUGGGCUCUGAAUCUUCUUCAGAAGAAAAGACUGAAAAUAAAACAGUAGAAUUGGAGAAGAUAAUAGAAGAACAAAGUGGGCAAACUGGGAAAACUAAUGAUCUGUCUAGUGUUUGUGUGAAUCAGAGUGAAAUUUAUGAGACCUUUUCAAAUUUGUCUGGCUCUGUAGAAGAUGGGGUUGAAUGUAGAUUGGGUUCCUGUAGUGUGGAAGUUCCUGAUGAAAAUACAUUGUCUGUAAAAGAAUGUGUAACAGAGCCUGUGGAUGAUGGCAAGGGACUGGAGAAAACUGUAACUUCAGCAGAGAAAUUACUAGACAGUACAGAGUUUGAUAAUAAAGACUUGAAAAAUGAAGAGUUUACUUCUGUUGACCCAGGAAAUAUCAUUUUAGAAAGCACUGUUCUUGACCAUACAAACCAAAAUGUACAGCAACAGAUCAACAGUACUAAGGUAGAAGACUCUGACACAUUAAAAUUUCAGGUUGAUGAUAAACAAAUUAACAUUCCAUCAAAAUGUGAAAAGAACAUGAAACCUCGGCAUAGUAAAUCUGUAGUAGAAAAUAAGCAAGAUAUGACUGUGGGUACUGAACAGAAAUCAAGUAUAACGCAACAAGAUGUGAAGCAUUCAAGAACAAGAGCUGAUUCUACUGUUUCAAAUCUUCACAGUUCAUCUUCAGCAAGUCUCAAACGGAAUGCAGAUGAACAAGAAAGUCAUCAGCAUCAAAAUAACCCUGUUAAAAUUAGAAAGAAACAAACUGAUCUGGCUUUGAAAACAAAGAGCCGUCUUACAGCAGUCACGGUAAAAAAGCAGGCUAAUACUAUGCUGAAGAAAAUACCCCGAGUCCAGGCUUCUGGGCUUGUGCAUAAGUCAUCAAUUCAGAAAGCGAUUGAGAAAUCUACUCAAAGCAGUUCUAAAGAUACCCACCACUCUGGACAUCCAGUACCAGGACAUAUUUCAAAUCUUGGUCAAAAGCAAGUCCAGAAACACCAGCUUGCAUCUGUGCUAAAAACAAAUAGCUCCACAAAGGAAGAGCUAGAGGCAAAAGAUGCCCCUACGGUAGAACAUCUGAAGGAGGAUGAUAAAGAAAAAAACAAAUCAAAAAGAACUGAUAAGAAUCUUCAACCUCGCCAGAGAAGAAGUAGCAAAAGUCUUUCACUUGAUGAACCCCCGUUGUUCAUUCCAGAUAACAUUUCAACUGUUAAAAGGGAAGGCUUGGAGCAUACCCCUGCUAGUGAAAGCAAACAUGUUUGGGUGCCCAACAAGCAGUGUGGCUUUUGCAAAAAGCCACAUGGCAACAGGUUUAUGGUAGGCUGUGGUAGGUGUGAUGACUGGUUUCAUGGCGAUUGUGUUGGACUGAGUCUUUCUCAAGCGCAGCAGAUGGGUGAAGAAGAUAAAGAAUAUGUGUGUGUGAAAUGCUGUGCCGAAGAAGAUAAAAAGGCAGAGUGUUUGGAUCAAAGUGUUCUGGAUACUCAAGUGAAAAUUGACAGCCACAAAGAAGAAAAAACAAUUGAAUAUGAAAAACCAGGGAUGUCAAAGCCAGGACCUACUUGUAAUCUGAACAUAGCAACUGAAAAAGGAAAGCAGACAGAGGAUAUAGGGAAACACAAAGUCAAAAUUUUCAAACGGGAUUCUGGUGAUGGGAAGAACUUAUCAGAAUCCAGAGACUCAGAUACUAAAAAAGGCCAACAUGUUCCUGCUCGUAAAGCAUCACAAACUGCUGUAAUUCCUCGGCGGUCCUCUGAAGAAAAAGGAGAAAAAAUUAGUAAAGAGUCACUUAAUGCGGUUGAAAAGUCCACAAAAUCAGGUGCUCAUGAGAAACAAGAAAUUAAGAAAAAGAAAAAUGAGAAAGGACCAGUCAGUGCAGCGCAUUUACCAACCGUGCCAGCUUCCAAACCUUCUGCUGAUCAGAUAAGACAUAGCGUUAAGCAAUCUCUUAAGGAAAUUCUGAUGAAAAGGUUGACAGACUCCAGUUUAAAGAUUCCUGAGGAGAGAGCAGCAAAAGUUGCCACAAGGAUUGAAAGAGAACUGUUUUCUUUUUUUCGAGACACUGACUCAAAAUAUAAGAACAAAUAUAGAAGUUUAAUGUUCAAUCUAAAAGAUCCUAAAAAUAAUAUAUUGUUCAAAAAAGUACUGAAAGGAGAGGUUACUCCAGACCAUCUAAUAAAAAUGAGCCCAGAAGAACUGGCCUCCAAAGAACUGGCUGCUUGGAGACAAAGAGAAAACAGACACACAAUUGAAAUGAUUGAGAAAGAACAGAGGGAAGUUGAAAGAAGACCUAUCACAAAAAUUACUCACAAAGGUGAAAUUGAAAUUGAAAGUGAAACACCAAUGAAAGAACAAGAAGUUAUGGAAAUUCAGGAACCUAAUAUGAUGAAGUUGCAUGAGAAGUCAGAGGAAGCUGAGAAAGAUAAAGAAGGAAAUGAAUCUGCAUCUCCAGACACCACAAGUCAACACAAAAAUCAUCUCUUUGAUCUUAACUGCAAAAUCUGCAUAGGUCGAAUGGCACCACCUACUGAUGAUGAUAUUUCUGCAAAAAAAGUGAAAGUGUCUGUUGGAGUUGCACGGAAGCAAUCAGACAAUGAAGCAGAGAGCAUUGCAGAUGCGCUUUCUUCAACAUCCUGUAUUUUAGCUUCAGAAUUACUGGAAGAUGAUAAGCAAGACUCAUCAAAAUCAUCAUUCCCGACUCUUCCAAAAUCGGAAACACCUGGUACUGUAGAAUGUGAAAGUCUGUUUCUGGCGCGCCUGAAUUUCAUCUGGAAGGGUUUCAUCAACAUGCCUUCCGUGGCAAAGUUCGUUAUCAAGGCUUAUCCAGUUUCUGGCUCUUUUGAGUAUUUAACAGAGGAUUUACCUGAUAGUAUUCAGGUAGGUGGCAGGAUAUCCCCUCACACUGUCUGGGAGUAUGUAGAAAAAAUCAAAGCCUCAGGGACCAAGGAAAUCUGCGUAGUUCGCUUUACCCCUGUAACUGAAGAGGAUCAGAUAUCCUAUGCUUUGUUAUUUGCCUAUUUCAGCAGUAGAAAACGUUAUGGUGUAGCUGCCAAUAACAUGAAGCUAGUCAAAGAUUUGUAUCUCAUCCCAUUAGGUUCCUCAGAUAAAGUCCCACAUCAUCUCGUGCCUUUUGAUGGGCCUGGGAUUGAAAUUCAUCGACCAAAUUUAUUACUGGGAUUGAUAAUUCGCCAGAAAAUGAAGAGGCAGAUUUCUGCUGUUACAAGUGUUACUAGUAGUUUUGUGGAUGAAGUUUCUGAAAGUACCUUGAGUAGUGCGCCACCAGAAAAGAAAAGCAAGCCAAGCAAACCUGAAGUCUCUCAUAAUGAAUUGGCACUAGAAGAAGAAGAGGAAAAUGAUUUUUUUAAUUCUUUCACAACUGUGCUACACAAGCAGAGAAAUAAACCUCAACCAUCUAAUGUAGAAGAUGUUCCAGCAGUUAUUGAACCAUUGGUGGAAAGUAACAAGCAUGAACCACCAAAGCCUCUCAGAUUUCUUCCUGGUGUUCUAGUUGGAUGGGAGAAUCAGCCUUCUACUUUGGAGCUAGCAAAUAAACCACUGCCAGUGGAUGAUAUUCUUCAAAGCCUCCUGGGUACGACAGGGCAGGUAUGUGAACAAAGUAAGCCAGAAGCAAGUCCUGGUGAAGAGAUACCUUUAUUAAAUGAACAAGCAAGCUUAAAAGAAGAAAACAUGGAUGUUGAUGAAGUAACUGCUGAAGUUAGUGAAACAAAGGCUAGUUCAGAUAAUACGCAAGAGUCUGCUAAUGCUACUGUUGGACCUGCAGAUGCAGCAGCUACAGGGUCCUCAAGUUCUACAAGAAAUGCUGGAACUUUGAUAGGACUUACUCUUAAGGGAAAACCUCCCGAUGUCUCCACCGAAGCAUUUGUAGCAAAUUUAUCUGCUCAGUCACAGAAUAAAGAAACUGAAGAAAGUAAAGAAAAUGAUUCAAAGCGGCAGACACCUGACAAGGAUAAUGUCACACAGGAAAUUAGAAGGACCACAAAUUCCAGCUUUUCUUCUUCAUCAAAUGCAGGGAAAAACACUGACAACAACACUAACGUAAGUUCUGCUGAAGGUACUACUGCUAAUACCUCUAAAUCACCACCAUUUAUUAAUCUUAAAAGAGACCCUAGACAGGCAGCUGGGCGAAAUCAGCAGACUAAUGCUUCAGAAAACAAGGAAGGGGAUGUUAGUAAAAAUGAAGACCAACAGGUUGCUUCAGGAAAUGAUCAAAUAGAACCAGAGAAUAAACAGUCUUCUGGUGAUAUAGGCUUAAACCUGUAUCCAAGUGAUGCACAAACAAAUGAGAUGCAGUAUAGUUCAACCACAGCAAAAGCAGAUAACACAUGUGCAUUGCAAGCGGAAGAUACCAAACAGUCACAAGAAGAUGCAAUGCAAAACAUUGAGGCUCUGAACUCGUUUAGAAUAGGACCAGCAGCAACUUCAUCUCAUUUUGAAACAGAAAAUUCUUCUUCUGAAUUUAUUUCCAAAGUUCCAAGCCCUGUAACAAGUGGCAGCUUCUCAUCUGUUAGACCUCCACAACAGAAUUUCCAGCAUCCUAAAUCUAAUCCACCUGGAUUUCAAUUUCAAGCUCCUGCACCUCCUAACUUCCCUCCACAAAACAGUCCUAUGUUUGGAUUCCCUCCUCAUUUGCCACCUCAACUUCUUCCUCCUCCAGGCUUUGGCUUUCCUCAGAAUCCAAUGAUGCCGUGGCCACCUGUAGGUCAUUUAUCCGGUCAGCCACCACCCUAUGCUGGACCCAUUGCACAAGGGCUACCAGUGGCUCACAAACAGUCAAGAUUUGUGGGGCCAGAAAAUUUUUUUCAGAGUAAAGACAGUAGGAGACCAGAAAGGCGUCAUAGUGAUCCUUGGGGCAGACAGGAGCAGCAUUUGGAGAGAGGGUUCAGUAGAGGAAAAAACGACCAACAGAGACAAAGAUUUUAUAGUGACUCUCACCAUCAAAAGAAAGAAAGACAUGAAAAAGAGUGGAACAAUGAAAAAUACUGGGAACAAGAUUCUGAAAGAAAUAGACGCAGAGACAGAAACCAGGAAAAGGAGAGAGAGAGGAAGAGUAGAGAGGAGGGACACAGAGACAAAGAAAGGUUGCGACUUCCUCACAGUGAUAGGGGUGCUGAUGGGAAAAGCCCCAGAGAGACUAGAAACCCAGAAAAAAAGACAGAGAAGCCCAAACCUGAAGAGCAGGCCCAAGAAAAAGAUAAGGAGAGGGAGAAAAGUAAAGAGAAACAUAGAGAGCGAGAAAGUGAAAAGAGCAGAGACAGACACAGGGACCACAGUGACAGAUCUAAAAGCAAAAGGUAAAAAGAUGCAGGCAGUCUUUUUAAAGUCCUAUUUAAGUAAACUAUUAGAGUUACGUCGUAAAACUUUCUAUUAAAAAAAAACAAACAAACCAACAGCCUGCUAGGAUUGUGCCAUCUUUUUUAUUCAGUCUUGGUGUUUUGCAGAAACCAGUCUGUGUUUUGGUACUACUCGAUGUACCAAUACUCAUCCUUUUUUUCAUUAUACCAACUGUCGCUAGAAGUAGGAGUUUAAUAUUUUUAAAAAUUUUACAUUGCUGUAUAUUCAAAAUUUUAAAGAUUUCUUUUAUUAAUAUGCAAUAAAGGCUUAGAAAUUUUCUUAGCUGAUAAAGCUGGCUUUAGUCAUGUCUGCAAUAUAGUUGCCUUUGGUAAUUUGUGCUCUCUCCUGUUUUAAGAUGCUCGGAUAAUUUUAAAGAUUACUUUAAUACAAUAACCUUCUUUGUAAAUUGCACUGUUUUUAAGGACUCCAGCAAAACCUCAGAAUCCACACAUGCUACAACAAAACAUAACAUGCUUGAUGGUGUGAAGAGUUUUUUAAAUUAUUCAGUAGUACAAUAAAGUAAUUCAAGUGUAUUUCAUCAGUUUUUCAAGUAUUUCCUAAGCAUCUAAAGCAGUCUGUGACCAGAAAUUGGAAGGCUGAGCUGCUCGAAUGUUAUUGCUUUAAACUGCACUUGUUUAAAUAAGAAAGCAUUUUUAACCUAAGUUCUUGAAAAUAUGUUUUGUAGUAGUUGAUUCAUUUUUCCGACCAUUUUCCAUGCUUCAAAAACUUGAAUACCUGAGCUUGUACAUUACUUUGUGUUUUGCUAUCCUUUUUACUGUAAAAUGUAAAUAUUUUAAGGGAUAUUUUGAUUCUAAAAUGAUAAAACUUUCUCACAUACUGUGUGUGUUUGAUUUCAUAGGUUUGAAACUGUAGGUUGAAAGAAUCUAGCAGGCUAAGUUGUAGAAUGCAGAAAUGUAGAAAUAUAUUUUACAUUUCAUGGCUACGCUGUUCUGAGUUCCGGGGGAGCAGAGAGAGGGGAAGAAGGUAGAGGAAUGUUUGUCCCAUUGGGACUUGCAGUAAAUUGAUUCCUAAUAAUGACAGCCACCCACUGCAAAACAAAAAGCCAAAAAAGAAAACCUGAAGACAAGCUGAAAUCUCCUGCCUUCUCAGAAUACACCUGUCAUUUCGCUGAGUCUGUUAGAAACAAACAUUCCACUAUGUAUACCAAAAAUGAGGUUUAUUGUUCUAUUUUUCAGUAUUGUUUUUUUUUACUUUGAGUACAUUACCUUCUGUAUGGACAUAGCAUUUUGCACUUUGCUGUAGAAAAGCCUCUUCUUUCUGAGAAGAUCUUUCAAAUUUAACAACACACUAAUAAUAUUUGCUAAUUUUAAUGUAUUUUAAAGUAAAAUUUCCUUUCAAUAUCCUACAAGUAAGUAGCUUCACAGUCAAAUUGACUAAAAUAAAAACCUUGCACCAAA
Messenger RNA from Meleagris gallopavo (turkey), 7836 nucleotides. RefSeq names its product PHD finger protein 3 (gene PHF3). NCBI's taxonomy places the organism in Eukaryota, Metazoa, Chordata, Aves, Galliformes, Phasianidae. The record is from RefSeq and is a predicted model, not a curated record. Gene Ontology annotation, cellular component: nucleus. Gene Ontology annotation, biological process: DNA-templated transcription.